UUGACUUGACAAAGUGAGGAUGUUCGUGAGUGUGUGCUGCUGAGUGUGGGGGGAUAUUGUCAAGUUUUGUGGAAGAAACUUUAGCCCUGUGGUGUAUUUAAGUAUAUCUACACACAAGACAAAGGAAAAUACGUGCAGGAGUGUUAACCAAUAACAAGUGGUGAGGUUGUGAUGCGUGGUGAGAGUGGUGAAGCCAUUGUGGGUGGUGGUGGUGGUGUAGUGAGUGAUGAGGUGGCCACACGUGACGGCAGGGAGGUGAAGGGUUCCUUCAGCCCGCCCCUCAGUGCUGCUGCCUCCCAGGUUUCGUUGGCACCCAGUGACCUCACCACCAGCGACCCCGACCUGGCUGGCUCUUCUGCCUAUUUUUCGGCAGCAUCGUCUCGGCCGCCCUCGUCCUCACAGAUGUCUGUCAUCACCGACCUCGACUUGACGGCUGGGUCAUCGUUGUCUUCGUCGGCAGCGUCGUCUAGACCUCCUUCGUCCUCUGGCCUGGCUACCCCUGACCUAACACUGCCGGCUCCUGAGGACUACACAACAGAGACGGUGGAAUUCCCAACCAGUCCUCGCGCCUUGAAGAUUGACAGACUGAAAUGUAAUGGAGUGUGUUUUGUGGAGUCAGAGGAGGCGAUGGAAGGUCUUCACUCAGCAACUCCAAACUUACUUACUCCAACAUAUAAACCAGAUGAAUUAGAGACAUCUGAUAACUCAGCCAAGCAAGGAUAUGGCUUUGAAGUUGGUAGUGAUUUAGAGGAAGAUUAUUUUGAAGAAUUUCACCUACCCAACUCCCAUGAAAAUGCAUUUGUGAGGCACAAAAGUUUUCGGCGAAAAGUAAACCUGACGCCCAUCCAUGCUCCCGACGCAGAGAAGAUAGAAGGACUAGUGCGGACUGGAGAGUUUCAGAGACACGGAAGUAUGCGCAGGAAAAUUGUUCCCGAAGAAACGGCCAUUACUACAGAAGAGCAUAAUAGUAGAUCCAAGUUGGACAAUAAUGAAAACAUAGAAGAGGAGGAUGUGGGUAUGUCCUUAUCAUCUGAUGCUGUGGGAACCUUUGCCAGAGACCUUAAGGAAAUAGAAAACAUGUUGAAUGGGAGUGAAGAAGUGGGGGAAAAUAUUUCGGACAUUGUAGCUGGCGAGAAUUUUAUGCGAGAGAUGUCGGGAAAUUUGACUUGCGAUAAUGCGCCUGUACAGCUGCAGCAAGUGAUCCAGCAGACCAACACCUCCACACCUAAAUCUAGUAGUACAAAAAGCUCUAACUCUGGAGCAAUCGACCUGAACGUGACAGAAGACGAGAGCCUGAGCAUCGAACAGAGCACACUUAUGAAGGUUCGUGAAUGUCUCGAUUUCACAAAAUAUAAAGAUAUCUACAACCUUAGUGGGAGGCUGCAGGACAUACUCACACCAAAAGAAAUCGAAGAGGUCUUGAAUAACUCUGAGCGAUACAGUGAAUAUGUUAACAAGGAUGUGAUCGAGGCUUUGCACAAUUCUCUACAAGAGCAACACAAUAAUAACUCUUCUGGUAAUACUGAUAGUGGAAUUUCCUCUCCAAAGAAAAUGAUAUCUGCAGAAGGUCUGGAUUUAGAUAAUGUCGUCAAGACUGACAUUCGAGCCGUAUUUGACGACACCAACCCUAAAAUGAGUGAUUCUAGUGUCACCCCAUCAAAGAGAUCCUCGGCCGUGUUUAUUGACGAUGAUGACAUUGAAGAAGACACGGGCUUCAGGUUUGAGAGACGUAGAUCACUUCGUCUCAGUAAGGAAGGACUCCAAGACCUCGAGGUGGAAGGGGUCUUCAUUGAGAGCAAAUCACAAGAUAUUGGUCUUAAAAAGAUAAAAGCUCCAACCCUUGACUUAAGUGCUAGCACCAAUGAAGAGUGCAAUGAAGUACCAGACCUUUCAAAUACUGAAAUUAUUAAUGUACAAAUUGUUCAAGUGCCAGACAAGGAAACCAGCAAUAAUGAAAUCCAAGUGCCAUAUACAAGUGUACCUGUGCCACAUAUUGUCAUCACAAGUACAUGUGAAGAGAAUGACAAAGAUGAAAUUAAUGUGUCCAUGUUGUUGAUUGAAGGCAGUGAUGCAUCAGACAUGAAUGUCUCGCCCACCACUCCUGAAACUCCAUGUAACUUUGACAACAAAUCUCCUGAGAAAGAGAGGCCAGUUAGUCUGGAGUUUGGCAGUACAAGUCAACGAAAAAGAAUCUCUGUUGCGGAGGACAUUCUAAGAUCACCUAUUGAAGAUGACACUAUUUCUGUUGCUUCAGCAUUUAGCCAGAGAAGUGAUGGAGAAGAAGAUGAUUGUGAUGAUAUUAAGGAUGAAGACUUUGAUAUAUCAGCGUUUGAGAGCUCUGAACCUGCAAACAUGAAGUACAACAUGGGGCUGCACUUUGAGCCUAUACCACCCCCACCUUCUCAGUUGAUACCAGAGAUGUCUGCUGUUGAAGAAUCAACAGAAGAGAGACACUGGAGGAGUGUUGUGAUUGCUGGUGUGUGGCGGAGAAUUGACAUGAAAGUCAUCGCUCCUUACCGUAAGUGUGUGAGUCAUGGGGGCUACUUGGGAGAAAAUAAGAAUGCUGUGAUUGUCAUCUGUGCCUGCCAGCUGCCUGAUCGCUCACGUCGCGACUACAACUACGUCAUGGACAACUUGUUUUUGUAUGUGUUGUCCACUUUAGAACAGUUGGUUGCUGAUGACUAUGUUCUGGUGUACCUGGCUGGAGGCACCCCAAGAUCUAGCAUGCCCAGUUUCCACUGGCUCAAACGAGCUUAUCAAAUGAUUGAUCGCAAGCUUCGCAAGAAUUUAAAAGCUCUUCAUGUUGUGCACCCAACCUUUUGGGUUCGAGCUGUGGUGGCAUUUUCUAGACCAUUUAUUAGCACCAAGUUUUACCGCAAGGUAACGUUUGUGAAUAACUUGACGGAACUUGCACAGAUGGUACCAUUAGAUCAGUUAAACAUUCCGGAUGCAGUUAAGCACUUCUUCAUCCAGGAAGCCACAAUGGAAAUAGGAGAACCAUCUUAGCUUUGCUGGGCCUUACUUCUAAACAACCAGGGCAGACUUUGAGCUAAUGAUCAGAGAGAAGAAGAAGAACCUUGGCAAAAGAAGAGCUUAUUCUCAAACAGCAAGAUGAACACUUUCAUAAAUUUAAAGAAUAAUAUAAUUUUUUGAAGACCAUGAUGUUUGCUAGCUGGGCUCUUGGAGAAAAUUGUCACUCUCAGCCAGUUUGAGAUAGAAUAUUUGUUGUACUGUACAUUUAAUUAUAUUAUGCCAGAAAAUCUGAGGUUAUUCCAAAGAGUUUAGUAAUAUACUUUUCUGAAUUUUGUUAAUUUCAUGAAUAUUUUAUUGCAUUAAAAGAGAAGUGACAUUUUAGCAAGAUGAGUGGAGGUAAAGCGCUAGUAAGGUUGUGGCCACGUAAAGUGAUCCCUUAACUUAACAUAAGCCUUCAGACUGUGCUUUCAGAUAUAUAUUGUAUAUAGUAAUCAGUGUACAGUUUAAUAAACAAGAUUACAUAGAAGGCGCACUGGAGACUAUUUGUCGCAGCAUUCUUUAGUUGUACAGUAUACCCCUGUAGUGUAAAUUAAUGUGAUGUUCUUGUGAUAAUUGUAUCUUAAGUGGAAAAUGAUGGAAGUUAAUAACCUUUUUGGGUGUUGGUUGUCAUCUGUUAGUGGUUUGCUCAGAAGAGAGAAGUGAUCCAAACACUGGAAAAAAUGUAUUGCAGUUUGUCAAGGGAACAUUUGAGGAAAUGAAAUUAGUGGACAUUUUCUACAGUGAAAGCUUUUUCACAGUGCAGUUCACAUUUUUAUUUAGCUUCCCAAGUUUUUGUUGAAAUGUAAUACAUAAUAAUUUUACUUGCCAAUUAAUGUCAUUUACAUUCUUUGUCCCAGGAAGGACACUUUUUUUGUGACAUGACAUAACUUGGAAAGCUUUAUUUUCAUUUAACUAAUAUAUGCUUACAUUCUCCUGAAAGUGAACAGAUAUCAUGCUGAUUCAUUUAGCUUCCAACCUGUUCAUUUUCAAUUCCUGAAUGGUAGAAUUAUUUAACAAUGAUUUUGUUGAAGAUGGUGUUCUGAAGUGUGUGAUGGAUUUAAUUUCUUGGCAAUUUUGUGCAUUGCUUUGUUUUAAAUUGCUGUGCAUUUAAAAAAUGUAUUUAUUUUGUUUAAUAUAAGAUGAGCAAAAGUGUUGACCAAUGAACGUGGUACCAAA
Molecule: messenger RNA, 4188 nt
Organism: Homarus americanus (American lobster)
Lineage: Eukaryota; Metazoa; Arthropoda; Malacostraca; Decapoda; Nephropidae
Exons: 12
Coding region: 172-3006 (944 amino acids)
Cellular component (GO): cytoplasm
Source: RefSeq, a predicted model, not a curated record